Messenger RNA from Desarmillaria tabescens, 1974 nucleotides. RefSeq names its product glycoside hydrolase family 13 protein. Gene Ontology annotation, biological process: maltose catabolic process; sucrose catabolic process. The coding region runs from base 66 to 1817 and encodes 583 amino acids. The transcript is spliced from 12 exons. NCBI's taxonomy places the organism in Eukaryota, Fungi, Basidiomycota, Agaricomycetes, Agaricales, Physalacriaceae. The record is from RefSeq and is a predicted model, not a curated record. Gene Ontology annotation, molecular function: alpha-amylase activity; sucrose alpha-glucosidase activity; oligo-1,6-glucosidase activity.
GAGAAGCACCCCACCGAUGACACGAGACUCCACUUAUCGAUUCUGACCAACAACCAUCUCAUGCGAUGGCCCAACCUUGGUGGAAAAGCUCGACGGUGUACCAGAUCUACCCUGUUUCUUUCUUCGACUCGAACGGAGAUGGUUUCGGUGACCUGAAUGGGAUUGCAGCCAAAUUAGAUUAUCUCAAAGAACUCGGUGUCGAUAUACUGUGGCUUUCGCCGAUUUACAAGUCGCCUCUAGCGGAUAUGGGUUAUGAUAUAUCGGAUUAUCGCGACAUUGACCCCAAGUAUGGCACAUUACAAGACUGGGACAAUCUCUUGAAAGGCGUACAUGACCGCGGAAUGAAACUAAUGAUGGACUUGGUCGUCAAUCACACCUCGGAUGAGCACGAAUGGUUCGUCCAAUCUCGAAGCAGCAAAGACGACCCCAAACGGGACUGGUACAUCUGGCGUCCUCCGAAAUACGACUCUGAAGGGAACCGUCGUCCGCCUAAUAACUGGAGAUCUGUUUUUGAAGGUUCGGCAUGGGAUUAUGACCCUGCCACGGACGAAUACUAUCUUCAUCUGUAUAUUUCGAAACAGCCUGAUCUCAAUUGGGCCAACCCUGCUGUACGUGAAGCUGUAUAUGACUUGAUGAGGUUCUGGCUUGAUCGUGGGUGUGAUGGUUUCAGGAUGGAUGUGAUCAACAUCAUCUCCAAAGUCGAUGGUCUCCCCGAUGCGCCUGUUCUGGACGCCAAUGAAACCUUCCAGCCAGCCGGUGUGCAUUUUGCUAAUGGCCCGCGUGUUCAUGAGUACCUGAAAGAAAUGAGGGACAAAGUUCUGUCACAAUACGACGUUAUCACGGUUGGCGAGACGCCUUUCACAGAUUCGAUGGAUGCAUUGGCGCUGUAUGUUUUACCGGACCACAAAGAAUUGAAUAUGGUCUUCCACUUCGAACUCAUGGAGCUAGACACUCCAAAGACCGUGAAGGACUGGAGUCCUUUGAUGCACCGACAAUGGAAACUGUCCGAAUUGAAGGAUAUCAUUAGCAGGUGGCAAGUUUUCAAGAGCGAUGACGGAUUUUGGAACGCUAUCUUUAUUGAGAAUCACGACCAUCCGCGCGCCGUCUCCAGAUUUGGGAACGACACGACAGACGAGCUACGCGCUCUCUCAGCCAAGAUGUUGGCUAUUCUGGAAGUGACUCAGAAGGGCACGCUGUACAUCUAUCAAGGGCAAGAAUUGGGUAUGAAGAAUUUCCCGUCAAGCUGGAAGCUCGAGGAAUACAAGGAUGUCGCUUCGCAGAAUUAUUGGAAUAGAGUCCUGGAGCGGCGCAUCCGUGAGACAGGUAAACAAGCUAAUGAGAUCGACAUGGAAGACGUCUUUGAGGGUUUCCGAAGAAAAGCACGCGAUCACGCCCGUGUACCGAUGCAGUGGGAUUCGUCUACGAAUGCGGGAUUUAGCAGUGGCGUACCAUGGAUGCGUGUAAAUGAAGAUUACAAGACAUGGAACGCCUCGCGUCAGCUUGACGACGAGGGUAGCGUGUUAUCAUUCUAUAAACGCGCUCUUCAGGUCCGCAAACAGUACCCCGUUCUAAUUUUUGGCGAGUACGAGCUCCUCAUCCCAGAACACGAGCAGGUCUUUGCGUACAGAAGGUCAUUAGCAGAGUCAGGGGUACAGGCGCUGGUGUUACUUAACUUUAGCGACAAGAUGGUGCAGUUCGACUUGCCUGUGGAGAAGGGGCCCGACAAUAUGAAGCUGGUGCUGGGGAACUAUGAUGAGUCCGAGAUCGAUAAUUUCACGCUUAGGUCGUAUGAAGGUAGAGUCUAUGUGUCGUCCUGAAUCUACAUCGUAUACAGGUGGAACGCGUCGAUAUGGAGGAGGCUACUUUAAAGCUUUGAAUGUUUUUUUAUCUCGCCUUCGAGCAGUAAGAAAUUCACCCUGCUUUGUAUUCGCUUCUUAUGUAUUUGAGGGCCGGCUGUGUUAUCCCUGUUAGGAA